GGAAAUAUUUCCUUAAGGCCAAAGGUGUUAGUGCAAUAAUGUACAGGUAUGUAAUUAACUUGUAGUAAUAGCGUGUUCGCUUUUUGUCCUUUGUUGAUAAGUUGAGAAGUGUGGGCUUCUUAGGAUACCGUAGUUUUGUAGGAGGUUUCGGGCAUUGAUAACUUGCGGGUGCUACACCGGGAAGUUUUAGGAAAAAUAUUGUAAAUUCACCAGUGCACAUAUUGUGCAGUUUCUGUGUCUCUGAAUGAAAGGUAAACAAUGACAUCGAUAGACACAGCGAAUUUUUUCCUGCGCAACGGCUGAAACCGUUGGUUAAUUUGCCCAUCCGCUGUAAGGAAGAGAGUUGUAAUAAAGUGUAAACAGACCGAAACUAGCGAUGACUACGACGGAAAAAAAGAGCAAGUUUUUAGUUGUUGGCGGCGGUAUUGCAGGAGUUACAUGUGCCGAACAGCUUGCUUCACAGUUUCCAUCAGAAAGGAUUUUACUCUUGACUGCUGCACACUUGAUUAAGGCUGUGACAAAUUUUAAACAGGUUUCUAAGACACUGGAAGAUUUUGAUGUUGAAGAGCAAUCUUCAAGUGUUUUGGAAGAAAAGUAUCCAAAUAUUAAAGUCAUCCAAUCAGCAGUGAAAGAACUGAAAGCACACCAGCAUAGAGUGCUCACAGAGGAUGCCAGAGAGUUUCAGUAUGAGAAGCUGUGCAUCUGCGCUGGAGGCAGGCCCAAGCUCAUUGCCCACGACAACCCCUAUGUGCUGGGAAUCCGGGACACGGACAGUGCAAGGGAGUUUCAGAAGCGUCUGUCACAAGCUAGGCGAAUAACUGUUGUUGGGAAUGGUGGGAUAGCGCUGGAACUCGUUUAUGAAAUAGAAGGCUGUGAAGUUAUCUGGGCCAUCAAAGAUCAAGCCAUUGGGAACACCUUCUUCGAUGCUGGAGCUGCUCAGUUCCUGAUUCCCACUCUGGACGUAGAGAAACCUGAGAAACGAGCCCCCUGUAAAAGAGCGAAGUAUACCACUGAAGAUCACGAACAGCAAGAGAGAUGCUCAGCUUCUGCUGGAGAGCUGGGAAGUGCCCUGGGGCCUGACUGGCAUGAAGGGAUGAAACUACAUGGAGCACAAGAGGUGUCGCACAAAGUCCAUGUUGAGUACCAGUGUGAAAUACAGAAAAUCUACACACAGGAGGAGUUUAUGAAGUCUCAACAAAUACCGCUGUUAUUUCCUGACCACAGUUCAAAUAAGGGAAAGUCACCAACUGACAAAGAGGCGUGGCCAGUAUAUGUUCAGUUGACCAAUGGGAAGUGUUACGGCUGUGAUUUCAUUGUCAGCGCUACCGGAGUUAUUCCCAAUACGGAGCCGUUCACCAAAGGUAACAGUAUUGAAGUAGCGGAUGACUGUGGGAUCAAAGUGGAUGAUCACAUGCGCACGUCCGUGCCAGAUGUGUAUGCAGCCGGAGAUGUGUGUACAGCUUCCUGGGAGCCAAGUGCUCUGUGGCAACAGAUGAGGCUGUGGACGCAGGCCCGACAGAUGGGCUGGUACGCAGCGAGGUGCAUGGGUGCCGAUGCGCUGGGGGAGCCCCUCGAGCUGGACUUCUGCUUCGAGCUCUUCUCGCACAUCACGCGCUUCUUCAGCUACAAGGUGGUGUUAUUGGGAAAGUACAACGCCCAGGGCCUGGGCAGUGAGCACGAGCUGCUGUUGCGCUGCACGAAAGGCCAGGAGUACGUGAAAGCAGUCAUGAGGAACAGCAGGAUGGUGGGCGCCGUGCUCAUUGGGGAGACGGACCUCGAAGAGACAUUUGAAAACCUUAUCCUGAACCAGAUGGAUCUCUCUGCGUAUGGAGAGGACCUCCUCAACCCCAACAUUGACAUAGAGGACUACUUCGACUGACAGCAUAUGCUUGUUGUGUUUUAGGUUCCGUAUGAGAAGGACUUUCCUUGGUUAAGUUUGAAAUUAAGUGUGGAAGAAAGAAGUGGUCUUUAUAAAUUACAGUUUAGCUUGGAAAAAGUGCUUUCUCCAGAUCAAUUUUGCUUCUUGACUUGAAUAUUUUAUGGAUGAGUUUAAGGAGAAAGAAAUUUUGAGGGAAGCCCUUUCAGCUUAAGUUUAAACUCAAACAGUUGGAAGUAACAACAUACAAAUGGACUGGGCUUGAAGAUGAUUCUUAUUCUAGUUCUUUCUGACAUCUGGUCUUCACGUCUCAAUGUCCCUGAAUAUCUUACCAAUCCUUUCAUUUAGGACAAUAACGUGUUACUGAACAUAUGAGCUAUUUCAUGAAAGAAUUCAUGAUCGAUGAACAUGUACUUUCAGAUUACUUCAUCAGGGAUCCUGCAAAGGAAAGAUAAUGGAAAAUCCAAAGAUCUGGAAUAUUUGGUAUCAAAUAAAUGAAGUCCAAUUUAAAACACACCAUAACAUCCAUCAUACAUUUUUGCCCUAUUAUAUGAAGCAAUCCUUUUAGAUGGGUUUUGCCAAACACUAAGCCAGCACUGAAUAAUGUAGUAUGAAUUUGUAAUUUGUGGAUUGAAUUUAAUGCAGAUCUAAUUUUUUGUACCACAUCAUGGGCACCUCUCUAAUGUUAUUGUGCUGAUUGUUCUGUCAUUUCAUGAGUCUAGACACUAACUCACCUCGAGUUGGAGUAUGGAUGGAACCAGGCAAAUAAUUGUAAUGAUUGUCUAAACAGAUCUAGUCUAGCUCUUAAGACCUCUCUGAUAAACAGUUGCUUUCCAACAAUAAAGUCAAAAUACUUAAAUGGACAUAUUAA
This is a messenger RNA of Lepisosteus oculatus (spotted gar), 2747 nucleotides long. RefSeq names its product pyridine nucleotide-disulphide oxidoreductase domain 1 (gene pyroxd1). The record is from RefSeq and is a predicted model, not a curated record. Gene Ontology annotation, molecular function: oxidoreductase activity; flavin adenine dinucleotide binding. Lineage: Eukaryota; Metazoa; Chordata; Actinopteri; Semionotiformes; Lepisosteidae.